CAUCCGGCCAAUAAGAAUGCCGAGAAGUAUCACCGGACUGGCUACACUGAAAUCAUAUUCCCUAAGGUUGAGAAAACGUUGGAUAUGUUCAUUCAAGGAAUGCAUGAUGACCACGAUGAGGUUGAAGAAACUCAUAAGGCUUUUAUCGAGAAGGGCAUCCAUCUUGGACUCCGCCUGGAAUUUGCGAUAUUUUGUGAACUACACAAGGAUGAUCCCCGGGCUAUUGAAAACCCCUAUCUAUUCGAGAAAGACUGGUUUUGGAUGGGCCCAGAAAGCAUCCUGAUUGAUACCCUAAUCUCAUUUUGGAGGGGAGUCGAGAAAUGCAUGGUGUCGAAACUAUCAUAUGAUGGAAAGGCAUUCACGUGUGAUGGAACAUGGGUAGUCCGUGAAGGAGAAACUAUGGAUCAAGCAAAAGCGAGGGUGAACAACCGAGAGCGUGAGAGGCUAAGGGAGCAAGCGGAAAAGGAAUACAAAGCAGAAAGGGAGCGGGAGAAAGAAGGGUUGGAGAAAUUGUGCGAGGAGGAUGGAAGGAUGCCAUAUGGGCAGAACAAGACAGGCAGGAGAUGCUGA
Molecule: messenger RNA, 570 nt
Organism: Penicillium bovifimosum
Lineage: Eukaryota; Fungi; Ascomycota; Eurotiomycetes; Eurotiales; Aspergillaceae
Exons: 2
Source: RefSeq, a predicted model, not a curated record